Messenger RNA from Chelmon rostratus (copperband butterflyfish), 5532 nucleotides. It is a transcript of the gene fam171a1, whose product is annotated as family with sequence similarity 171 member A1. Gene Ontology annotation, cellular component: plasma membrane. The record is from RefSeq and is a predicted model, not a curated record. NCBI's taxonomy places the organism in Eukaryota, Metazoa, Chordata, Actinopteri, Chaetodontiformes, Chaetodontidae. The transcript has 9 exons. Bases 225 to 2900 code for a protein of 891 amino acids. Gene Ontology annotation, biological process: regulation of cell shape; stress fiber assembly.
AACGACCGAGCGGCAAAAGGGCUGGGGAUGCACAUCGGGACGGAAGACACACGGCUUUCCAGGCGAAAAAUCAGGAAUGCUGAUGCUGCUAAACAUGCAGUGUCGCCCGCUUCGCGGAAUAAACCGAGUAUACGCUGAUGUGGCCGGUCAGUGAGUUUGUUAAAGCUAAAGAUUUGGCUUCCACUUUGUUUUUUUAACCGUUUGCGUUGAGACACACAUCUGCAAUGAUGCGGGCUCUGGACCGGAGAAGGACCGCUGCGAUUGUACUCUGCCUUUUGGGAUGCCUUGUGUCCAAAGCUGCCACGAAAACAGUACCGGAGGACACAGCCACAGAAGAGGUGACUCUGAAGGUUCACCUGAGCGAUGCCAGCACUCACCAGCCCCUGGGAGGAGCCACCGUACAGCUCUUCGCCAACCACACUUCUGUAACCACGGAAACCUCAUCAGUUGAUGGCAACACCUACCUGCGCUUCCCUUACCGCCUUGGGACACCGUUGGUCGUCACCGCAACCAAACAGGGAUAUGUGCCAAACUCUGUGCCCUGGACUCCCUCCAGAUUACCUGUAUUUUCCUCUAUCAGCCUGGACCUGCUACCAGAAAGAGCUGCUACUCUGAUGGUGUAUGAAGAUGUUGUGGAGAUUGUUUCAGGCUUACAAGGUUUCAGGCGUCAGCCCACUGUUCAUUUCCAGCGCAGAGCUCUAAGUCUUCCUUCCAACACAUCCUACGCCAACCUAACAGCUUUGCUCACUGUGGCCAGUACCCCCUCGCACAUCCAGCACUUUCCACACCUGCAGGUCCUCGGCGGCAACGGCACAGGGGCAGAGAAGAGGUUUGACUUGACUCCUGUAGCAGCCAUCUCUGUUCACUUAUUGGCCAGCGACGGAGUGGAGCUGCAGGUGAAUGAGCCAAUCACGGUGUCCGUCCCCCUGCCUGCUGACAGUGGCCUGAAGGAAAAUGAUCACAUUCCUGCUUGGAGAUUUGACCCACGCUUGGGUGCCUGGAUAAAGAGCAGUUGGGGUCAUGUGCAGAGGGAGGGCAGCCAGCUCAGUCUGACCUACAUUGCUCCUCAGCUGGGAUAUUGGGUGGCCGCCAUGUCCCCACUACACUCAGGUCCAGUGUUAGCGAAGGACAUCAGCACGUACCACACAGUGUUUCUGUUGGCCAUACUGGGAGGCAUGGCCCUCAUCCUGCUCUGCCUGCUCUGCCUCCUGUUGUACUACUGCAGGCGUCGCUGUUUGAAGCCUCGAGUGUCUCACCGCAAGCUCACACUGUCUUCUGGUCUGGACAGCAGUAAGAGGGAUCAAGCCACCUCCAUGUCCCACCUCAACCUCAUCAGCAACGAGGUGCAGCUGGAACUUGUUUCCACAGCAACUGAGCCCGACAUGACCACACCAAUGCUGAAGCCUUUCUCAUAUGAGCACCAAGACAAUCCGCGUCAACACAACAUAAUCCAUCACAGCAAACACAGCCGCUCCUCCCUCGGCAACAACAGCCACCAUGGUUCAUCUCUUGGCAAUCUGACGCCUCGCAGCAGAGACUACCGGCAGUCUGCUGAGACAUUCCAGUUAAAAGCCGCCCUUUCAUCCGGAACAGAGCGGGGCUACCGUCAAUCAUACACCUCGGUCUGCUCAUCAAGCAACCUGAUUUCAGAUGCGCUGUCAUCAGCCAAUCAUGGUCAGGUGUCAGCUAACCAUCUGAGCAGCAUUGGGAUUGUUGACUGCAUCUCACCUUCCUCUCCUCCUCACUCCCCCAGUAGAGGGGAGGGGUGUGAGUCCAGAGCUCCUGACUACCUUCUGUCUCGCUCUGUGGACCACCUGGAGCGUCCCAGUCUCCCGUCGCUCUCCCGACCGGGCCAGCUGCUCUGCUGCGGCUCUGUGGAUCUGCUGAGUGGAGGAGAAGGUUACCCGAGGGUGCGUCCGACACUGGUGAUCCCGGCACACUACAUGCGCCUGCCUGGGGAGCACCCUCUGUCUGGUCAAGCCCUCCUGCUGCAGACUGACCAGCAGAGUGACUUGGAGACCAUUCAGGCUGAGCUCAAUGCCUCACAUUCCCAGCAGCCCCUGGGGCAAACCCCCACCGACUGCACCCCAGGUCCCACCAAGCAAAGUGAUGGAGAGCGGAUCGGCCUGUCAGAGUCUCUUUCUAUCCCAGCAGCUCUUGGGGAAACAGCUCUUGUGGAAAUAAACAGUGAGGACACCUUGUUGGCUGAAAAGACUUUAAUGGAGCUAAGAGGAGGGAAGCCUCUGCCUCACCCACGAGCCUGGUUUGUCUCACUGGAUGGACGCUCCAAUGCUCAUAUCCGCCACUCCUACAUUGACCUGCAGCGGGCGGGGUGCCAUAGCAACGCUCCAGGUGGAGGAGGUCAGCAAGGUAAUGGCAGAGGUGGGAGGCGAGGUAACGGCAACGAUGCCAGUCUGGACUCUGGCGUGGACCUGAAUGAGCCGAGAGCGGGCCGCAGAGGGAGAGAUGGAGAGCGCGGGGAAAGAGAUAUCGAGAAAGACAGGUCGAAGGGCACAACGCCAGCCAUGGCCUACACCCAGCUGGUGUAUGUGGAUGAUCUGGAUAGGGGAGGCAACGAGGAAGAGACACCCGAGUGCAGCCCACAGGACAGUAAAACAGGACCCAUCCUGCCAGACAAAGCAGAGGGUCAGAGAGGGGAUCAGGGGCAGGGGGGUAUGGAGGGGGUACAAAUACAAGAGGAACCGCCCUCACUUUCCUCCUCAUCACCUGCUUCUCCUCCUCCCCUGCCAACACCAGAGGGAGAGACUUUCAGGACUGAUCAUGCCCUGCUGUCAGUCUCUCCUGAUGGCGAUGCAGCACACGAGGAUGGAGAGGAGGAGAAGAAGAGUCCCUGGCAGAGGAGAGAGGAGCGACCCCUGCUGGCCUUCAACCUGAAAUGAUCCUCACAUGACCGCUUCAAGGAGAGGUUCACAUUUUUUCUUAAUAGAAUAUUCACAUGUCUGUACGUACAUUGAAAGGAUUUUUGGUCACUAUAAUUGUUCCUUCUGAAUGUUCCAGCCCUGUACAAUCAUCAGUCAAAGGCAAAGAUACUGUGCAAAUUGCUUUAAUUGGAGUCUAAAAUCAUACUCUCUCUGAGUCAUAAGUCAGUUACAUCUUAACACACCAACAUGUUUUUAGAUUCAGUGUCACUGAUACUUCCUAAUAUCAUUAUCUCCAAUAUGUUUAAUAGAAGUCAUGAUAAUCACGGAAAAAGAUGGUCCCUAUAACACCAGAACUUGCCUGAGAAUCAUGUUUUAAGUUUUCUUCAGUAUCAAAGUAAUCCAGUGAUAGCUGUUUGUACAUCCAUGGAUAGACUCAAAACGUAAACCGCUAAGAGCUAAUUCAUCACACUUAAAGUGAUGCCAAUUUUCCUAAAUAUAUUAACAUCCUUUGAAAAUCCUUGAUUUACAGCGCUAGCAACUAGUAGUAUUCUAUUCAUAUACUGUUAGUGCAAUUCUAAUAGACAUUGUAUUUAACAAUGUAUUGAUAUGGCAAUGGAUCUGUUUUGUGGCUGGCGCAGGCAGGAGAAGCAACUGCAGUGACCAGAACUGUUCAUUUGUACAUAUGUGGAUAUGUCAGGUGUGUAUUGAGAUGGACUUGAAAAAUUUGAACCUGUCCUUUAACCAUGACUCCCCUUCUGCCCAGACCAUAACGUGAAGGAUAUGACAAUUUGAACUGAAGCCCUUGGUUUUUCUUCAUUAUAGCACUGAGAGAAUAUUUCAGCACUGGGAUCCUUUCUAAUCCAGAACAUGAAGGGGUGAUUCAGAUCCAUCAUGAAGUUCCAGGUCCCCUUUAUGAAAUGACCACUGUCGUCCUUCACUUUCUCAUCCUCAAGGCACUCUGCAUAAACAGACCACUUAUCAGGCACGAUGUACACAUUGCCUGAGGGAGACAAAUGGACUUUGGAGGCAAGAAAUUUGAAUAUUUUAUGCACAACAAAUAUAUGCCUUUUUUUAUAAGUAGCCUUGUAAACAUAACGGAACUGUAGUAGAAACAGAGAAUGGGUGGUUCUCACAAAUGAAAGACUACGGGAACCAUUUUUCUCGAGCCAUAUUGGCCUCAGUCCACUGACUGUAAAGACCUGGUAAAAGCCGGGAACACACUACACUUCUUUAAAGUGGAAUUAUAACCCAUUCUGACUGAUUUUUAAGACUGUGGAGCAUCUGUGCAGAAUAUGGCAGGAUUUUCACAGUCUGUUUGGAAAAACAGAAAUCACCCCUGACAUAAACAUGUCAGUCGUGUACUUUGAAUGGUUUUUAGGAUGUUGCUAGACUUUAACGUGGCCCUGUCAGAAGGCUGUAUGUGCGUUUACAUGAUCUUCACAGGGGAUGAAGUUUUUGGACUGAAUAAAUUAAACCACUAUCCGCACUGCAGCAUAAUCAGAAAAUGUGACACACCACUGUGCUGGUGGGCAAGGAUAUAAUACCACUACAAAACUGUAGUUCCACGCAAAAUAGUUGUGAUGUGUAAUAAUAUGAAGGGUUUUGUAAUUGUUGAACCACUGACUGGCAUAUUUUUGCUCUGAAGGCUAUGCAUCACUUUUAUACGGCUGCUUGAGAUGCCUUUUUUUGUAAUUUUAAUCACUAUGAUUUCAAUUGCCAACAUGAAGUAUUUUACCCGAAAAUAGGCUAUUUUUAUUUCUUCAAAUAUGUUAAGGGCUUUUCUUCCUCACCCGCCUUAUUUUAGAUGUACAAAAACAAACACGUACUGCAAGUUUUACCUGAAACCAAACUAUUUUUGCAUGUUGUGUUUCACCUUAAUUGUUUACCAUUUCCUCAUGUUCCAAGUGCCUUUGAACACCCUGACUCUACAACAGAUUUGUGGAACAGAUUACCUUAUUUAUUUCUCGCCUUCUUUUGCCUUCAGCUUUUCUCCUCUACCUCAGCCCUCCCUUUCUCUCCCACUUGUGAAAGAAAGCAUGCAGUAAACUUUCCUCAGCACUAGCGUGUUACAAGCUACACUGCAGACAUCUCAGAAAAUGUCUACCAGCUGCUGCAAUCGGAAAAUCCUCUACAGUAAUCAGCAAGACACCAAUCUCUCUUAGAGUAAGCAGUUAAGGAUUUAUCAAAGUUUUCAUUGUGGCACGGGAUAGAUAAAGCUUAGUGUGAUUGUAUGUGAAGCUAAACUGCAAGUAAUUUCAGUGCAUUUUCUUGUUUUUGUUUUUUUUAGAGGGUGAAUGUUUGUUUGGAGUGUGUUUAUGUGCACCUUGGCGCUGGUAGUGUUCAUCUGCGAUGCUGCUGUCUGUGAGUUUGUGUUAUCAGACUGUGUGUCCAUGUGAGAGCGCUGACAAAUAAUCAACAUAAAUCCACUCGAGGUUCAUAUAGUCAUAGCAAUCAUAGUACAGAGUGUGUACAGUUCUUUCCUUUCCUCUACCUGGUCAAAAUAAUGUGUGAGUUGGUGUUGUGAAUGGCCUCCUCUCUCUUUGGUGUCCCACAGCAACCUCCAGUUCUAGGGUGGAGUUGCAGUACAGCAUCCUGAGUGUUUAACUUGGUUGCUUGCAUUAUAUUUGAAGCCUAUUAUUCUGAAUAAACA